UCUGCCAGGUAUCUUUAUGCAAAGAGGACACAAACUUUCGCGGGACCAUAAUGGCAUCCUACUUUGAUGAACACGACUGUGAGCCCACCAAUCCCGAGGAACAAUAUCGCCAGAAUGCACUACUUGAACUGGCCAGGUCUUUAAUGCAGGGUUUGGACUUGAUUGACUCAGGAACGCUCGACUUGUCAGACUGGGACCAGCGUCUCCCUCCUCCGGCUGCCAAAACUGCUGUUCAGACCCUUACCGUGGUCAUCAUUUCUCCAGAACAAGCAGACAAAGGUCUGAAGUGUCCCGUGUGUUUGCUGGAGUUCGAGGAACAAGAGACGGUUCGAGAAAUGCCUUGCAAACACCUUUUCCACUCAGGAUGUAUACUGCCCUGGUUGGGCAAGACUAACUCUUGUCCGCUCUGCCGACUUGAAUUACCGACUGACAAUCCAGAGUAUGAGGAGUUUAAAAAAGACAAGGAGAGAAGAAGACAGAGGGAGCACAGGCUGGAGGACCUACAUGGAACCAUGUACACAUGACGUGACAGUGCUGUGAUGCAAGUUUGUGGCACAGCAACAUUUUUACUUUUUAGAAAAAGAAAACUUCAGGAAAUGCACAAUGCUGCAUUCAUGCCAUUCUGUAUAGAAUGUCAUUUCAAGAAUUGGAAUGGGAGAUAACACCCAUGAAAACUUCAUAUUUUUAUAUUUUUAGUUAUGAAUCAGCAGUAUAAAUGACAUUCCUAAUAUCUGCCAUCUGGCAAAAAGAAAUACAAGAAAUUGUUGGCAAAUGGCUUCAAAGCCAUUCAUCCCUACCCUCCGUCUAUAAAAAAAAAAUCUGAUAUUACAAAUAUUUAACACAUUAAAAAAGCUAAUCUGGUGAAGUCGGACUGCUCCUGUUGAGUAACAGAGGGGUUUCCUGUUCUCUCUGUUUAUUUGAGUUGGCUUGAAUGCAGCAUAAGCAACAAUAUCAUUGGAAAUGCUUAUCUUUGAUUAUAAAUGCUCUUUUCUCACUAGUUAUAAAAAAUAUAUAUGAAAAUAUAUGAGUAUGCUAUUGAUAGCAGGUUUGACACAUUUCACUUUAGUGUCUUUAUGCCUUUAAAAAAUAAAUUUAUGAGCUUUAAACACAUACAAAAAAUAAUAAUCUGUUUUUGUCCAAAUAAUAUGAAUCAUUUAAAGUUGCUCUCUUUGAUUUUACACACAAAAAAAAGUUUGAGAGAAUUUUUAAGUGCACUCUGGCGAGGUAGUGUAAAUAGUAUACACUUCUACAAAAACUUGGGGUUCUUUUAUUGACUUAAAGAUUUAGAGAAGAAAUGUAAAAAAAUGGAAGCAGCAAAUGUAAUGACCCGCAGUUUUAUGUAUAGGUCAAACUCCAAAGAUGCUGAAUGCUACACUUCUCAUUAUGCAUUUUUAUGUUAGUCACUCCCUGCCUGGUAAAUGCCCAUAUCUACAAACACCAUGUCCCCAGUGUGACAGUAUUUCUAUACAUGUGUAGUCUCUUCUAAAGGCACAGAGGACAUCAUUUUCACUGGCUCAGUAUUUCUUCUCAGGCUGAGUUAACUGACCUUCAUGUGUAAAAUUGGUUCCCCUUUAACUUGUCUCAUGAUUUUAUGUUUGAGAGAGCGUCUUCUCUCUUCUAGUCUGGGCAGAGGAAUGAUUAGUAACAACCAGUUUGAUCUGGAGCAUCACAUGUAAAUUUAGACUGCUUCUAUACCACAGCAAUAAUCUGUGACAAAAACAUGUUUUCUGUUGGUGCACAUGUGCUAACACAUAUUAUUGGAUGUGCUGACACUGCUCAGCUUUGGUGGAAGUGUUAAACUGCAGAAAUGAAAAAAAAAAAAAAAGACAAAACAGUUUUGUUCUCCAGGCAAACUUUGGUAUAGGCCUGUUGAGAGGCUUGUGAAGAUCAGGUUCACAGUUCUCAAAACAACAGUUUUUGCUCCUAAAUUCUGUCUUUUCACACAGGGUGUUCAGGAAAGCUGUGUUAUAUUUUCCCCUCAGGGCUCCAGUUGCGCCGUGUAUUCGGUUGGCACAGUUUUUUCUCUCUGAGCGAGUAAACACUUAGACGAAUGAGGUAAAUGUUUUGCCUGUCCCCCACUGGUGUUGUGAAGCAGCAAUAAAUGACUCACAGGUGUGCAGUCAAAAGAG
Plectropomus leopardus (leopard coralgrouper) is the source of this 2129-nucleotide messenger RNA. The record is from RefSeq and is a predicted model, not a curated record. Lineage: Eukaryota; Metazoa; Chordata; Actinopteri; Perciformes; Serranidae.